Cornus florida is the source of this 501-nucleotide messenger RNA. RefSeq lists its product as uncharacterized. The transcript has 3 exons. Bases 103 to 372 code for a protein of 89 amino acids. The record is from RefSeq and is a predicted model, not a curated record. Lineage: Eukaryota; Viridiplantae; Streptophyta; Magnoliopsida; Cornales; Cornaceae.
ACUGUGGUUAUGUACAUGUAACAUCACACUCAGAUAGAGAGAGAGUUUAUAAGAUUGAAGAUCAAUCUUUCACAGCUAAAUCUUGAGAAAGACCUUCAUAUAAUGGGGCGUUGGGUCAGACCAGAGGUUUAUCCUCUAAUGGCUGCGAUGACCUUUGUUUCGGGUAUGUGUAUUUUCUCACUAACAAGGCACGUACUCAGAGACCCUGAUGUCAGAAUCAACAAAGCUAAUCGUGGCACAGCUAUACUUGAGAACGAAGAGGAAGGGGAGAAAUAUGCCCAACAUGGCCUCCGCAAGUUUCUCCGUACCCGCCCGCCUGAGGUCAUGCCUGCCAUCAACCGCUUCUUCUCCGACACUAGUCAUCAUGAAUAGAUCAAUGAAUUUGAAAUGAACAAUAAACAACCGAUCAUCCAGUUUCGAUCGGUUUAUUUCGUUUGUGUGUGCUGUAUUUUGAGUUCUUUAUAUAUGUAAUUAGUCAUAUAUAAGCCCUUAUUCAUUAAA